AGGGCACCCGCCGAGUCCCAACCGGAGAAAAACAACGCGUCGGAUAUUUUACAAAACUAAUAUUUUACACCAAACUUCGUUCCGUAGUCAACUUUUCCCGCGAGGGAAGUCGCUCCAACGCCGAACUGUGGACGUUUUUGUGGCUCUUUCCAACCGUCCCGCCGAUGUUGUUUAUGUGUAGUAAGGGGGAGCUUGAAACCGGCCUCCCUUGCCCCAUUUCCUCGGUUGUUUUCCUCCUCGCGCCUGGAUUCUCCAUGUUGUUGCUGCGAAAGUGACGACUUGGCGGCGACGGGUGAAGGGGCUGCCCGCUCUUAUCAACACCAAAUAGCUGCGGAAAAGCCAGGUGGUGGCCACCGACUGACUCCCGUAGAGCCUCUGGGAUAACCUAUCCAAGUGCCUUUCCCUCCUUCUCAGUGGGUCUGCGAGGGAAGAACAGCGAGGAAAAACGGCGGGGAAAUAAAGAAAGCCACGGCACCGUAUCGACGCCACUCUCACCGAGGCGGGUGACAGGCGUGCUGGGUGACAAAUUGGGUUGGUCCGCGAAGACAAAACCCAAUGAGGGAUGCCCAUCAGCGCCCGGGGUCAGGUUUUGAGGAUUUUGAGGGCUCUGUGAUUGUCAGAUGGAAAGUUCUGUUAUCACCCAAGUGCAGAAAGAAGACGUCCAAGUGUCACCGAAAACAGGCCAGGUGAGCCGCUCGGCCCUCAAGCAGCCUCGGAGUUGUAACAUCUUCAAAGCACUCUUCUGCUGCCUCCAAGCUCAGGAUGGCCCCAAACCACCUCCACCACUGCCACCACCUUCCCAGCAGGCCUUGCUGGAGGCACAGGAAAAUGGGGCAGUUGUCAAGUUGUGUGAACCCUGCCUCCUGCCUGAGGUGAACGCCCAGGACCAAGGGAAGAUCUGCGUGGUCAUAGACCUGGAUGAGACGCUUGUACACAGCUCUUUCAAGCCAAUUAGCAAUGCAGACUUCAUCGUGCCUGUCGAGAUAGAGGGGACCACACACCAGGUGUACGUCCUUAAGAGACCGUACGUUGACGAGUUCCUGCAGCGAAUGGGGGAGCUGUUUGAGUGUGUGCUGUUCACCGCCAGUCUGGCGAAGUACGCCGACCCAGUGACAGACCUGCUGGACCAGUGCGGUGUGUUUCGGGCUCGGCUAUUCCGGGAGUCUUGUGUCUUCCAUCAGGGCUGCUAUGUCAAAGAUCUGAGCCGCCUGGGCCGGGAUCUCCACAAAACUCUAAUCUUGGACAAUUCUCCUGCUUCCUACAUCUUUCACCCAAAUAAUGCUGUCCCUGUGUUGUCGUGGUUUGAUGACGUGGAUGAUGCUGAACUCCUCAAUCUUCUGCCCGUGUUUGAAGAACUUAGCCAAGCGGAUAACGUUUACACCCAGUUGGACCAGCUUCGCGGACAUUAAGCUGCUCAAUGAGCAGCCUUUGUAGAGCUCCUCUCCAGCUGCAGGGCAACUGCAUAUCACACUUUGUAACCUGAGCUGUUGGGAUGCUGUUUAUUCCCACCUCCGCACAAAAUCCUCUGUUUAGACAAUGACAUUAGCACAGGCUUUAGGAAAUUCCAAGCCUAUAAAGCACAAAGUGUGUGCCUCAAUUUAAAGAGUGCAUUCAAAUGCCUUUCGUAUGCUUACGAUAGUGCCAACCACUAUUUGAAAUCACCACCAAACAGAGAGGGCAAACAGCAACCAAAGCGCCACCACUCACGUUAGUGUCAAUAGUGAAAUGGUUCUUUUGCCAAAGCAGAAGCCUGCAUGCUCUUACUUGACCUUUGAACAUCAUGUUAUUGAGUGUGCCUUUAAAGAAUGACAUAAAAACCUUUUUUUCCUACAUUUUCACCAGAUUUUAUACAUAUUUUUUUUGAUAGGAAAAUCUAUUUUUUCUAUGCAAGUCAGUUCUGUCAAUAAUUCCAUUCCAGUACUUUGUCAGCCUUAUCUAAAGAUGAAACUCAAAACAAAGGAGAGUUCUAUUUGUGCUGUUCUGGAUUCAUGUUUUCUACAUGACAUUCUUUGAUUGGGUUUCAUACAUAUGUUUGUUUUCAGGUUGAAAAAACAGGGCAAAAAUCUCCUUGACAAGACACACAUCAGACACACUGGAAAAUGCUGGCACAUAGGAUGACCAUCAACACCAGUUUCAAUCAAACUUGAUAACUGUCUUUUUCUGAUCAUGACAUGACAAGCAACUUUUUACAAACAGUGCUCAGAUCAGAACUGUGCCUUUUUAAAAUUGAGACCAAUAAAGGUAAUCUGCCUGAAAGAGAUUUGAUGGCCUCAAUACUUUGAUGCGUCAUGCUGGGCAUGAGGAAACACUGUCGAGAGCAAGUGUGAAGCCACGAGGCUGUACUUGCAUUGUAACACUUGAAAAUAUCCAUUUUUUUAUGUGUGAGUGUUUUUUCUAUAUUUAUUGGCCAAAACCUGUUUCCAGUAAUUACUCAACAUUUUGUAGCAUAUUCCUUUUGCUAACUUUAAAGGCUGGCCUUGUGUUUUCAGGUUAUAUCUGUGCCUAAAGCUCAAUAGGAAGUCCAACAUUCAUCAGCAGUUCGAUAUGUAGAAGUCAUACAAAAUUUGUUUGCAUUUUAGAUACUUUAGUUUUAUUUGGGUAUGUCUCAUGGGGUUUUCUGUGAUGUGUAAUGCCUAAUGCAAUUAUUGUUUGCAUGUUAACUACUUUAAAAAAAAAUAAUUGAAAUGUACCAGUUGUGAUGACCCAAAGUAUUUGUCACAAAUUGUCUGUUUUAAAUAAGUCAUUGUCUACCAUAUUUGACCAAAACUAUAAAACACAAGGUGCUACCAAUUUUAAUGGCAAUAAAAAUUGGUUCUAUUUUCUUGUA
Molecule: messenger RNA, 2827 nt
Organism: Dunckerocampus dactyliophorus (ringed pipefish)
Lineage: Eukaryota; Metazoa; Chordata; Actinopteri; Syngnathiformes; Syngnathidae
Gene: ctdsp2
Product: CTD (carboxy-terminal domain, RNA polymerase II, polypeptide A) small phosphatase 2
Exons: 7
Coding region: 621-1409 (262 amino acids)
Molecular function (GO): RNA polymerase II CTD heptapeptide repeat phosphatase activity
Source: RefSeq, a predicted model, not a curated record